Amblyraja radiata (thorny skate) is the source of this 1355-nucleotide messenger RNA. RefSeq names its product high mobility group protein HMGI-C. Lineage: Eukaryota; Metazoa; Chordata; Chondrichthyes; Rajiformes; Rajidae. The coding region runs from base 399 to 743 and encodes 114 amino acids. Gene Ontology annotation, biological process: regulation of DNA-templated transcription. The transcript has 6 exons. Gene Ontology annotation, cellular component: chromatin; nucleus. Gene Ontology annotation, molecular function: transcription coregulator activity; DNA binding. The record is from RefSeq and is a predicted model, not a curated record.
CCCGAGCCCAGCUCUUUCUAAACACCCUCCUCUCUCUCUCUCUCUCUCUCUCUCUCUCUCUCUCACUCACUCACUCACUCACUCACUCACACACACACUCUCACACUCUCACACUUGGAGCUGCGCGCCCCUGCUUGUUGGCUGGUUCAGUGGAAGUUUUCCAGACUCCGUAAACUUAAGGACAAAUCGGUGACGUGGCUUUAUCGAACUGAACGCAAGAGUUGACCUUCAGCCAGGUCACCGAUACGCCGGGGGCAACAUUGGUCAUUUGCAAUAAUCAGCGCUGGCCGUCUUUGUUCUGAUCUCAGGAAGUUUCCACGCCCUCCACCCCACCCUCUCAUCCCCACCCCCACCCCACCCCCACCCCACCCCCCUGCCCCCCGGCCAGAGAGAGAGCAAUGAGCAACAGCGGGGCGAGAGAGGGGCCAGCCAGGCAAGGGGCCGCAGCUCCCAAGCAACCUGUUCCCGUCGAGCCAGUGAGGAGGGGCCGCGGACGGCCAAAGAAGCAGCCUCAAGAACCUGUUGGCCCUCCCACGCCCAAGCGGCCUCGAGGAAGACCGAUAGGCAGUAAGAACAAGGAACCUCGAGCCGUGCAAAAGAGAGUGGAGCCGCCAAGAGUCAAGCGGCCCAGGGGAAGACCAAGGAAAUGGCCUCAGCGGACACAACAGGAGGAGCAGGAAGGAACUCAGAGGGAAGAGGCUGGAGAGGGAGCAGAGGAACCAUCAACCUCAGGAGGCAACUGACCACCUCACAGUAAUAUUCUACCUCAUUGGCUGGGCAACCGUUGCCUAGCAAGCCAUGAAGAUUGCAACGACAAGAAAUCUUUUUUUUUUCUCUUUUUCUGUUUUGUUUUAAUUAUCAAUCUCCUUCUGCCGCAACUGUGCCACUGCCAAUUUGGACAGCCGACUUCAGAAACUGGUCUGAAGCCUUUCGCGCUUGUCAUUUUGGUCACAAGGGAACGGUCUUAAUGGGUUCCUAUUCUUAAGAAUAUUAAUAAGCAACAGUUUACAAAUGCAGUCACGUGGGCACAGGGUUUUUUUUAAUCUCUCUCUCUCUUUAAGAAAUAUAUUUAAAAUGGUUACUGGACAACCUAAUUUAGCUGUGUUGACAGGUGUCAUUGGCAUAUCUAUCUCUUUGGUGGCUUUUUCUUCCCGGUUUAGUUUAAGGGGGACACGGUGGUGAGCAGCAACAAAUAAUGCCCAGGGAUCUCAGGUUUAAAUUACACGCUGCUUUUCAGGAAAGUAAAACACAAGAUGCCUGUACUUCUAUCAGGUUGCCUCUCAACCUCUGACGUUCCAGAGAAAACAGUCCAAGUUUGUCCAACCUAUUCAUUAAUUAGGGGCAGCACAGUGGCA